CACCACGGGACACAUUAUCGUGUCCUAGGUAUAAUAACAUCUUCGAGGGAUUUUGGAGUUUUAUAUUUUUUUGAUACAACAAUCACGAGUGAUAGUGCGAAUCAAACGCUUGCGAAUACCGAGUGAAUCGAGUGAAUGUGCUGCGCAGUGUACGAUUACUGAUUAUUCGAUCGAAAAUUCCUUUUGUUUUCGAUGAGUGACAAAUUACAAUAAUUUGAUACACAAUUGACGAGUACAAGUGAUUGUAAAAAUACAAAAUAAUUGAAUCACUUCCUGUGGCUGGGAAUUUUCGUAAAUCGUUCGCGAAAAAAGUGCCAGAAUAAUCGAAUUCCACGACAUAAUAGGAAUUCUUCGAUCUCCGAAAACUACUCGGUUGGAUUAUUUAAAUGGUGGAUUACUACAAUUACAAGAUGUCAGGAAGCGAUGACGAGUUCGAGCCGCAGAGCCAAUCAGGCAUGUCGAAGGCUGAACUUCGACGGAGCAACAAGCCGAUAAUGGAGAAGAGACGACGUGCUCGGAUCAAUCAAUGUCUCGACGAGCUCAAGAGUCUCAUACUCGAAGCUAUGAAAAAAGACCCAUCCCGACAUUCGAAGCUCGAGAAAGCUGAUAUACUCGAAAUGACGGUAAAGCACCUGCAGACGGUGCAACGGCAGCAGUUGGGCACAGCGGUUGCCACCGAUCCCGCUGUACUCACCAAGUUUCGAUCUGGUUUUUCUGAGUGCGCCGGCGAAGUGUCGCGCUACGUCUCCCGGCUGGAGAACGUCGAGCCAGCGGUGAAACAAAGAUUGGUAUCACAUCUGAACAGCUGCGUUACGAAUCUCCAGCAAAUGGCACCUUUCUAUAGUCAUUACGUGCCUUACAUGCCGGAAAGACUUUACCCAGAGGUUAAGGUUGGCUUCCAGAACGACUUUCAGAGCGGCGACGAGAACAACAAUGGAAGCGCAACGCGAAUUCAAAUCCCGAGCGGAGUCCAGCUGAUCCCGAGUCGGUUGCCGACUGGAGAGUUGGCCCUGUUGGUCCCGCAGUCCGCUGGCAUAUCCGCCAACUUUCCAUUCUUCCCCCCGGCUCCUGAAGCUCCAACGAGAAACGGCUCAUCGACAUCGGCGUUCACUGCUGUAAACAGAUCUCACAGUCCUCUGCUGAGUCCCUCGACCUCGACUUCCAGCUUCGGCGAAGAAAGCCAUCAUUCGGAAGCCUACCCUCAAUCACAGUCGCCAAAUCAAUCUCAGCACCGCUUCAAAAUCCCGGAACAAAGUCCCUCCGCAUCGAACAAAAGCUUUUCGUCGUCGUCACCGGAAACGCAGAAACCGCAAAUCAGCUCUUCCAGCGAUAGGAAGAGAUCCCAAUCACCCUCCACUUUUAUCGAACGAAAGUCCCACAAUGACGCGGCCUCCACCGCUCCAGCGGUCAAAGAAACACCCAACCGAGAACCCGACACUCCGAUGGCGGCCGAUCUCGUUCCUGGGCCGAUGACAAACUUGAGACAACCGUUAUCCGUUAUUACGGACAAAACGUACAACCGGGCAGCGAUGUUUCCCAAACGGGAGAGCCUCAAACGCCAUCAUUCCGAAGGCCUCUUAGUAAUUUCUGACAAAAGACCACGUUACAACGAGCCUUCCAGCUCCACACUUUCGUCGAACCUUAAGGCGGCCAGUUCUUCUUACCAACGUGACGAACAUUCGACCUCGGCAAAUGAUCUUUCGGGUAAUCCGCCAUUUGCUACAACCACGAACGGCGAUUCGGUCCAAGUUUCUGCAGCUGAUGCCGGCAGCACUUCGCAAGCCAACGGUGACAUGUGGAGACCAUGGUGAUGAAUUACCAUGAACUAUGGGAAGAAACAAAGACAAUUUUAGCGACCUUUCAUCUGUGCAACUACGGCAACUUUGAUUCGACCGAAAUUUAGGAUAAUUUUUCCUCGCUACUACUUUACGAGUGACUAAUUUUUAUUUUUGUUUGGCUAUAGUAGACGUAAAUUUAUCAUUUCCCCUUUUCAUAGCACGUGCUGUGAAAACUCAUUCUUCCUGAACUUCCAAAGGACACAAAAACGAGCACAAAAAGCAAAUAAUUUUCCAUUGUACCCUUAAGACUCUUAGGUUAGAAAUUCGACUGAUUGAGAUUCAGUGAGAUGAUUUUUAAAAAUAUUUAUUAUUACUUUAUGUUUGUAUUGAUGACGAAACUGCGUUUAAUCUAAUACCGUUUAUGAGACGAGCAGUAUGGACACAGGACGUUUUCCUACCGCGCCUGCUUCUCGAAACGAUUCUUCGAGAGGUUGGGUUCAAUUGGGCCAUAACAUUGAUAUCGUUAGCACGAUGAUGCUGUGGGUUAUACGUGUUGCUUCAACACGCGUUUAGCUCUCGCGAUGCGAGCAUCCUUCCAAAGCAAAAAGACUAAACCUAAGCUUUAAAUGAAUGAAAUAAAUAAAAAAAAAUAUCAAUUUACGAUGAGACACGGGUGCGCUGUAAAUAUUUCCUUGUAAAUAGACUUGUUUUCUUUUCCACUCGAAUGAACAGUAUCGAUAAAAAAUUUAACACUGGAAAAGUAGUUGUAAUGUAUUUGCGAUUCAGCAACUUUCGCGAUUGAUGAUUUUAUUUUGUAACCAACAUAAGUAUUAAGAGUUUGUGAUAAUUGAUGUAAUUCGCUACAAAACUACUAUUACUUUAUUAAUAAAAAAAAA
Messenger RNA from Venturia canescens, 2674 nucleotides. It is a transcript of the gene dpn, whose product is annotated as protein hairy-like. The record is from RefSeq and is a predicted model, not a curated record. The transcript has 3 exons. Gene Ontology annotation, cellular component: nucleus. Lineage: Eukaryota; Metazoa; Arthropoda; Insecta; Hymenoptera; Ichneumonidae. Gene Ontology annotation, molecular function: RNA polymerase II cis-regulatory region sequence-specific DNA binding; protein dimerization activity; DNA-binding transcription factor activity, RNA polymerase II-specific. Bases 387 to 1811 code for a protein of 474 amino acids. Gene Ontology annotation, biological process: regulation of neurogenesis; regulation of transcription by RNA polymerase II; anterior/posterior pattern specification.